Culex quinquefasciatus (southern house mosquito) is the source of this 1775-nucleotide messenger RNA. Its product is annotated as zinc finger protein 814. Gene Ontology annotation, cellular component: nucleus. The transcript has 2 exons. Gene Ontology annotation, biological process: regulation of transcription by RNA polymerase II. The record is from RefSeq and is a predicted model, not a curated record. Gene Ontology annotation, molecular function: DNA-binding transcription factor activity, RNA polymerase II-specific; RNA polymerase II transcription regulatory region sequence-specific DNA binding; zinc ion binding. Lineage: Eukaryota; Metazoa; Arthropoda; Insecta; Diptera; Culicidae. The coding region runs from base 131 to 1672 and encodes 513 amino acids.
GAUCGGUUUUGAAAAGUGAAUCCAAAAUAAUCCUACCAAUUUGUUCUGCCUGCCUGGCGUUCAAUCCAUCAAUGCAAAUUCAUUAAAAACUAAAUCAGAACAACCAGCUAUCCAUUUCAAUGUGUUAACAAUGUCGAUUUGUCGCUUAUGUGCAGCUUGCGACUCGGAUCUUACGUCGAUUUUCACCCGGAAACAGAUGAGAACCAUCGCCGACAUGGUGCAGGAAGUUACAUCCGUUGAGGUUCCAAUCGAUGAUCCACACUCCGUCCUGGUUUGUCCAGAUUGCAUCGAGACAACUUUGGUUGCGUUUAAUUUUAUCAAACGAGUUCAAGAAGUGGACCGACAAUUCGAGGACAAACUGAACCGGAUGGAAAAGGAAGUCGCCGGAUUGGUCGAUGUUAAACAGGAUGUGGAAACAAUAGAAUCCUCAAUUUUCGACGCUGAUGGAGUAGAGCUGAUCGAUCACUCUGCCAGUACGAUGCCCACCCAAAACCUUCUUACCCUGGGCGAUGGAUCGGUUGAGAUUGUGGACGGUGAACCGGACGAGACUGCAAAGGAACUCUUGCAGCUGUUUGUUGAAUCGAUCCAGCACAGUGAUUCGGACAAAUGGUACAAGCUGAAAUGUGACCGGGAUUUUGCGGAGUUGCUGACGGGGUCAGUAAGAUUGAACGAGGAAGAUGAUCAUCUUUCGGAUGUAGAAGAGGGAUCAAAUCUUGUAAAGAACGAAGAAAGGAUCGCGCGAUGUUGUGACCGGAAAUGUAAGACGACGUUUCAAAGCCAUGCAGAACUAUUCGAGCAUGGAUCAAAAGUUCAUGGAGGUGAUCGACACAAAGCAAAAACUUCAAACCCAUUUACAUGUUUGAUUUGCUUGCAAAGGUUCAAAACCCGGCGGUCCCUGGUGGGUCACAUGCGCAACCUGAUCGUUGAUUAUCGAUGUCGCACUUGUGACGUGUAUUUCAACACACAGCGUGAACGGGAUGCUCAUGUCAAAAUUAGUCAUGAAUUCAAGACAAGUCAACGAUAUAAAAUUGAGGAACAACCAAUCAAAAUUUGCUGUGGUUGUGACGCCAAAUUUGAAACGAUUGAAGAGCUUUACCAACAUGGCAUCGAUGUCCACAAAACCACGGCAGCCUCAGCGAUUAUCAACAAAGUUGACUAUGAUCAAGAGUGUAACAUUUGUUACAAACUCUUUAAAAACAAAAACAGCGUUCGAUAUCAUCAAAUCUCAGUGUACAGGCUGAAACGAUUUAUCUGCGGAAUUUGCAAUAAUCAAUUUGAAACAUCGUCCAAGUUGAACAACCACAAAAGAGUGCACAUCACCGAACGCAAGUUUGUCUGUGAUAUCUGUGGCGGAAAGUUUAAAUCCAACGCCGAACUACGCCUCCAUAACAAGUCUCACGAAGAACCACAACUGAUGUGUUCAAGCUGCGGAGCUCGUUUCAGGAAAAGGUCCCAUCUUCAAGUACACCUAAAGGUUCACGACGCAAACGCCUACGAAUUUACGUGCCAUAUCUGCCAGAAGCAGUUUAAGCACAAAUUCACCCUCAAGGAACACCUUACAAUUCACACUGGCGAGCGGGUGCUCAAAUACGCAUGUCCUCAUUGCUCGAAAAAGUUUCCUCGUAAUCGGGAUCUGCAGACCCAUCUGCGAAAGGUUUGCGAAAAGGAUUAAUAACACUUGAUUACAGUCAAAAUACGGCUUUAUUAUUUUUAAAAUAUGUCACUUAGCUAUAAAAAAUGGACGGAAUACAAUGAUUGCUUACUUUCCUACUUAA